GCCAACUUCCAAGUUCCAAACAAAAGAAGCGCAUGCAAUGCCGUGAGGGGGCACCAAGCCUGCACUGAGCUUAGCGAAGUACAGCUUAGCUCUGGCUUAGCUUCGCUGGACACUUCCUGGCCCUGCCGUCGGUUGAGUAGACGUGCAAUUCCGGAACAAGGGCGCACCUGGCUGCGUUGCAGAGCUCGCAGAAGUUGCCAGAAAGCUUUUCUUCAAGCUGCAGCAUGGCUUGGACCGAUCCGAGUGGUCGGUGCAGUAGGAGAGACAGCGCAACCUCUGUGCUGCGCUGAGCAUAGCAAGUCUUUGGAGAUGGCUGCAACAUUGCAGCGCACCGCCGCUAAAAAGUUGCAUCAGGCUGCCAAUUGCCGCCAGGGCACCCUGGAAGGUGGACCACUUCAAAGUGGGUCAACACGAUGCCUGGUGGUGGGCAAAAGCUUAUCUCCAAAAUUGGUCGGGUGGGCGAGCGAGUACCAACAACUGCAAUUAGAGAUUGUUGACAACCGAUGGGGCUCGCGGCACCUUCAAUCCACCAAGUGCUUCCAACGGGCAAAUGAUUGGCACGGCUUGUCCACCAGGGGCUGUCCAAAUCAAAGGCGGCGGUCUUCAAAGUCCAAUGUGGGGCCACUCAAUGCCGUAGCUGUUCAGAAACCUACCUACCCGGUGGAAGAGCUGGGGAAAGCCCAGGACCAGGCGUGCAUCUUACAGGCCUUCAACUGGGGGAGCUGCCGCCGGGAUGCACGUUCCUGGUACCAGCUGCUUCUCGACAGUGUUGACAGUAUUGAGGAGGGGGCCUUCACCGACGUUCUCCUGCCGCCGUGCUGCCAAUCUCUGGAUCCGCAAGGAUUCAUGCCAGUGGAUUUCUACGAGCUCGACACCUCAUACGGGACAGCAGAGGAGCUGCGGCAACUCAUUGCAGCGCUCCACUCUCGUGGAGUGCACGCCAUCGCCGACCUGGUGAUCAACCGGCUGGCAGGCGUGGCCACCGACAGCACGGUCUCCUGGAAGAAGGCGGGGGGCACCGUCGCAGAUGAUAUUGAUUGGAUGGACUGGGUCUCCGGCAGCGGCUCCCCUGCUCUUCUGACAGAGGACGCGAGUGCCGACAGCUACCCCGGUCUGGCCGCUAUUGACCACUCCAACCCCGUCGUCCAGAGUGAUCUCAAGGGCUGGCUCCUCUGGCUGAAAACGGAAGUCGGGUUUGAUGGUUGGUUCUUCGACUAUGCUCGAGGAUUCGACCCCCAAGCUGUGGCGAAUUACGGGGAGGCCAGCGGGCCGUCCCUGGCCAUCGCCGACUACUGGAACCCAAUGCGCUACAACGGAACAUCCCUUGAAUACGGCCAAGAUCAGCACCGGGAGGACUUGUGCAACUGGGUCAAGGCUACCGGAGGCUCCGCAAGGGUCCUGGACUACACCACCAAGGGCAUCCUCCAAAUGGCGGUCGAGCGGUGCGAGUACUGGCGGCUGAUCGAUCCCAAGGGACGGCCCCCAGGCAUGAUCGGCUGGUGGCCCGCCAAAGCGGUGACGUUCGUGGACAACCACAGCACGGGGUCGGAGCCGCGGCACUGGCCCUUCCCGGACUGGGGCGUUAUGCUGGGCUACGCCUACAUCCUGACGCACCCCGGCACGCCCUGCGUCUUCUGGGACCACGUGCACGCCUGGAAACACAAGGAUGCCAUCUACUCGCUGCUCGCGGUCCGCCGCCGCAACGGCAUCCACGCGCAGAGUUCCGUCCGGAUCACCGCGUGCCACUCCGACUUGUACGUGGCGCAGGUCGGUUCUUUCGAUGGGCCCGAUCAGGCCUUUCGGGGGGUGUACGUCAAGCUUGGGCCAAGCAUGAACCUCCGGGGGGGCGGCCCGCCAGGGAGCGAUUGGGUUGUGGCUGCCUCAGGUCAUGACUACUGUGUUUGGGAACAGCGGUAAUCCUCGAAUGCGAAAGGCUCUUUCGGCUCAGAGAAUGGACUGGCAAGCUAGUCUGACCACAAAUAGAUUGACAGCACCAUGACACUGAAAGAGGUGUUCUCAGAAGGUCAGACAAGCUUGUUGAGGUUGGACAUCUUAUAGUGGUGCCGGCAAUUGAACAACCGGUUGUGCCGGCCUGUGCGGUAUGUUGCACGCCCCAGGUAACACUUGAUAGGUAUGACCAGGUUGGCAACUUGGCAUGGAGCGUGAGUGUCGCUUGCAGAGCGGCUCCUCUUGCUGCAGAUUUGAUUCCUAAAAGUAUAAGCAGAACAGCGAGGAAUGGUCACUUUUGAUUAUUUACGCCCUGAGCCACGACGCGAAAGUGGUCGGAGCUAUCAUCUUUAUUUUGAACGUGCAAUCUAGGCGCUGAUCCGCUUCCAUCGGCCUACAGUGCCGGAACAUGGACAGUCGUUUGACAAGCUGUUUCGAGACCAGUGUGAACC
This is a messenger RNA of Klebsormidium nitens, 2399 nucleotides long. The record is from the annotation of a GenBank genome assembly. Lineage: Eukaryota; Viridiplantae; Streptophyta; Klebsormidiophyceae; Klebsormidiales; Klebsormidiaceae.